Drosophila navojoa is the source of this 803-nucleotide messenger RNA. RefSeq names its product DnaJ-like-60 (gene DnaJ-60). Lineage: Eukaryota; Metazoa; Arthropoda; Insecta; Diptera; Drosophilidae. The record is from RefSeq and is a predicted model, not a curated record.
UUUCGGUGGAACAGACUAAAUUGAGAAAAAUUAUUAAGUUAUUUACAUAAACAGCUGCGUGUAAUUUCGGACAAGGGAGCUCAGUAAUUAUGCUCCGCCUAUCGACUUUGAAAGUGCUCACAGAGACGGCCACUAGACAAAAUAGUUUCAACAACAAUGCAAGAUAUCAGUCAAAAAAACCGGAGACCUACUACGAUGUGUUAAAUGUUAAUCAAGAUUGCAGCAAGCGGGACAUACGCAAUGCCUACCUGAAACUGUCCAAGCAGUAUCAUCCUGAUGUGAUGAAUAACGCAGCGAGUGUGGAGAAAACAGCACGAUUUGUAAAAAUCACAGAGGCUUAUCAGACAUUGGUGAAGGCGUCAUCCCGUAGAGAUUAUGACGAAAGUUUAUCAUGGAAUCCGGGCGCGAUGCGCGAAACAAUUCCACCCUGGGAUGUUAGGCCCAAUUAUAGCGCAAACCCUGGCCCAUAUUAUGGCAUCAAGGGCUUAAAUCGUGUCUCCAACUGGCAGGUAGCCUUAUUUCUCCUCUCGCUCGGCUUAAUAGGUGCAAUCUUUGGUUUCAGCUCGGUGAGACAUUCAUUCGAGCUAAGCCGUCAAUAUCAGGACGAUGUCUCAGCGGAGGCGAGUUCUCACCAUGCGGCCGUAAGAGCCGAUGCGCAAAAAUAUGGCAAUGAAGAGCAAAUGCGUCGAAUGGUGGAGCGCCUGGCCAGAGAUCCGAUUGCCAGGGCUGCAGCCAAAUAAAAUCAUGUUAUUAAAUAUGUAAAUAGACCAAAUUCUUUGUAAAUAGAUUUGCAAACAACAAUA